AUGGAUCCCAGCAGUGACUACCAUUACCUCAAUCAGAUUUUGUGGAGAAGGGUGAAACUCACAUUGGUUUGUGGCAUCUUUGAGGGAGUGCUCCAGCAUGUGGACCCUAACAAGAUUGUUAUCUUGAAGAAAGUGAAGAAUGUGGAGACUGGUCGAAGUGUCCCAGGAGUGAAGAUGUUUUUUGGACAUGAGAUUGUGAAUGUGGAACUACUGGAUGAAGUGGAACAAGGUACAGUGGGAGAAAAAGCAUCCUCCGUUAGUCUAAAUACAGAAAGAACCAGUUUGGAUAAAAUGAAAGACGAAGACUUAAAUGUAUGUGAGCCUCCUCCUGCCCCUGAGGCACCAACCACCUCUCUUCUGAGCGACCUCAAGUACAGCCCAUCAGAGGAAGAAGAGGUGACAUACACAGUCAUUGAUCAGUUCCAGCAGAAGUUUGGUGCUGCAAUGCUCCACAUCAAGAAGCAGAGUGUUUUGAGUGUGACUGCAGAAGGAGCUAAUGUAUGUCGUCAUGGGAAACUAUGUUGGCUUCAGGUGGCCACAAACAGCCGUGUCUACUUAUUUGACAUUUUCCUUCUUGGAAAUCGUGCUUUCAACAAUGGACUCCAGAUGGUAUUAGAAGACAAGAAGAUUUUGAAGGUUAUCCAUGAUUGUCGUUGGCUUUCUGAUUGCCUCUCUCAUCAGUAUGGAAUUUUGCUGAAUAAUGUCUUUGACACACAGGUGGCAGAUGUCCUUCAGUUUUCCAUGGAAACAGGCGGCUUUCUUCCAAACUGCAUCAGUACUUUGCAGGAGAGUUUAAUCAGACACCUUAAAGUAGCCCCUAAAUAUCUCUCCUUUCUGGAAGAGAAACAGAAACUGAUUCAGGAAAAUACAGAAGUGUGGUUCACGCGACCUCUUUCACCCUCCUUGCUGAAAAUUUUGGCCCUAGAAGCCACCUACCUGCUACCCCUUCGCUUGGUACUCCUGGAUGAGAUGAUGUCUGACCUAACCACCCUGGUGGAUGGGUACCUAAACACCUACCGAGAAGGGUCUGCAGACUGGCUGGGAGGCAUGGAGCCUACAUGUAUGGAACUUCCAGAGGAACUGCUUCAACUCAGGGACUUCCAGAAACAGCGCAGAGAGAAAGCUGCAAAAGAAUACAGGAUGAAUGCACAGGGACUCCUCAUAAGGACACUGCCAUGUCCAAAGAAAUCCGCGACAGAGACAACAAAGAAAGAGGAAAAAUUAAGAGGUGUCUUACUUUGUGAAAAAGCUAGGCUAGAUAAAGCUCAAAGUUUUACAUCUCUUGAGGAUGUAAAUUUGCUGAAAGAAGAAGCUAAUGGUAAACAAAGUACAACAGAACCUCCACAUUUACCUCCCGUAAAGCAGGAAAUCCAUGAGGAUUCCAGUAACAAAGUCAUUCGCCCUGAAUCAGAGGGGGUGGAGGGCAGGAGAAUAAGCCAGAACGAACACCUUAAGACCCCCAAACAGGAAUUUCAAGCAAGUUUAUCUCUGAAAGAGGAGAUAGAACAGUUACUAAUGGUGGAAAACAAGGAAGAUCUGAAACGCACAAAACAAGAUGUCUCGGCGUCUCCUUCCCUUCCUCAGGAAACAGGAAUGUCUCCACGUGGCACCUUCCAUCCUUUUAGACAAGCUGUGUUUCCCACACUUCCUCCCUGUCCCGCUUUGGAGGAGACUGAUUCCUGGGUAAAUUCUUCUUCCAGUCUGCCCUAG
Molecule: messenger RNA, 1710 nt
Organism: Pipistrellus nathusii (Nathusius's pipistrelle)
Lineage: Eukaryota; Metazoa; Chordata; Mammalia; Chiroptera; Vespertilionidae
Source: the annotation of a GenBank genome assembly